This is a messenger RNA of Capronia coronata CBS 617.96, 1074 nucleotides long. RefSeq names its product alcohol dehydrogenase. The transcript is spliced from 3 exons. The coding region runs from base 1 to 1074 and encodes 357 amino acids. NCBI's taxonomy places the organism in Eukaryota, Fungi, Ascomycota, Eurotiomycetes, Chaetothyriales, Herpotrichiellaceae. The record is from RefSeq and is a predicted model, not a curated record. Gene Ontology annotation, molecular function: oxidoreductase activity.
AUGACCAAGCCUGGUGAAGUUACCAAGUGGUUGGCAAGUCAGGAUGGACUGCAGAAUCUCACAAAGACCACUGGACCACUCCCGACACCUGGCAAAGAUGAGGUGCUUGUCGAAAUACAUACUGUCUCUUUGAAUUACCGAGACACUGAAGUUACCAUGGGUCUGUACACGCACCACAAGUACGUCGGGGCAGCUCCAUCGAUAGUCCCGUGCUCGGACAUGUGUGGCACUGUUGUCAGCAUUGGCGAGGACACGACCUCAUGUCCAUGGCGCGUUGGAGAUCGCGUUUUGUCAACCUUCUCCCAGUCACAUCUUACUGGGCAGGUUAAGGCCAAAGACUUAGCGUCCGGCCUUGGGUUGCCUUUGGAUGGUGUAUUGCAGACCUACAGGGUAUUUCCUGUUACAGGGCUAGUCAAGGCCCCGGAUUAUCUCAGUGACGAGGCUGCUUCGACACUGCCGAUUGCAGGAGUCACGGCUUGGAUGUCAAUCAAUGGCAUGAGACCAAUGGGUUCUCCAGGAGGUAGAGGAGAAACCAUCCUGGUUCAAGGCACGGGUGGCGUUUCAAUCAGUGGGUUGCAAAUUGCACAUGCUGCUGGCGCAAAAACAAUCGUCACAUCGUCUUCAGAUGCCAAACUCGAACGUGCCAAAGGCUUGGGAGCAACGCAUACCAUCAACUACCGGACCCACCCCGACUGGGAGAAGACAGUCAUGGAGUUGACCAACGACGAAGGUGCCGAUAUCAUCCUAGAGGUCGGCGGCGCCAGGACCCUACGCAAAUCGUUUGAUUGUAUUGCAUUCGGGGGCAUCAUCGACUGCAUUGGCUACCUGUCUGGGAAGGAGGACGACCCCGGUGAUAGGCUGAAUGUCAAUGUCCUGGCUCUGAGAAGAAAUGUCACCCUGAAAGGCAUACUCAAUGGUCCAAGAGACAGAUUUGAGGAGAUGCUCCAGUUUUAUCAGGAACAUCAAAUCCAGCCUGUCGUAGAUAAGGUGUUUGGGUUUGACGAAGCAAAAGAGGCUUUCCAGUACCUGUACAGUGGUGGACAUUUUGGAAAGGUGGUCAUCAAGGUAAAAUGA